UCUGACUCUUGAAGUCGAAGAAUGCAUGACUGCUUAUUGAUAGGGAUUGUAUCACAAUGCCGUCGAUGAAACACACAAAAAAAGUUCGUCCUUCGACGGCUUCAGGUCUAUUGCAAUCUAAAGAAGUGAGUCAUGUGGUUGAUGAGUUACGUCCAACAACAGCACCGGUAAAAACAGAAGUUGGUUUUGAUCCUACAUUUCUCACAUCACGCCAUCACGUUCCUGGGACAUUGACUUCAUCCUCAGUUAGAGGGCGACAAGUACACGGUGGAAUACCAGAUCAUGAUUUAAAAGGAGUUCUUGGAAGAAGGGCAACGUUUUCUGAGCUAGAUCAUGACAAAAUUAAACGUCCUUUGACAGCAGCUGGUCAGAAAUUAACGCAAAAGUUGGAAGACCAAAUAACGCUUGAACAGUUGAAUAAAAUGAGGAAAGCAUUUGAGGAAGGCGAUGUUGAUAAUAGCGGAACACUUGACCUUGAGGAAUUUAAAGUUAUAUUCCAACAAUUUCUUGGCUUAAAGGGAAAGAGCGAAGACCAGGUUACGGAAUUAUUUAUGAAAAUUGAUUCUUCAUCAGAUGGUGAAAUCAACUGGGACGAAUUUUGUACUUAUAUGCAGUUAGAGUAUGCUGAGAAAGAGGAAUCAUAUCUUCGAUCUAAAGAGACGGCAUUUCACAUCCCGGCAACCACUGAGAACUCACCACAUCGUGAGCAAGUACUGACAAUAUGUCACACUUCAGAUAACACCUCACUGUGUGUUAGUCAGGAUGGAAUGGUGUCUUUUUGGUCACCUUCUCUAGAUUUUAAAAGAUCAAAACAUAUCGAAACAUCUUCUAAAAAAGCAAAGUGGAUCACAGAUUUCGUUUUAAUGCCUCAAUAUAACAAACUCAUCAUUUCCACUGGUGACCGGGAGAUACAGUUUCACGAGUUGUCAACAUUUGAGCCCUACUGUCAAAUAAGUGGUUUAGAAACAACUCCACUAAAAUUAGAAUAUUGUUCGACUGGUCAGGAUGAAUGUGUCAUUAUGUAUGGUGAUAGUCAGGGCUGCAUUAGUAUAUUUAUUCUUUCAUCAACCGGUGAAUCAUUAAGAACGUGGAAAAAGAUGCCAAAGGUGGAUGGAAUGGCGAAUGUUAAUGUUGAUAGUGUCAUUAGUUCUGAGAAUAUAAAAUUUGUGAGAUGGAAAGUUCACGACGAUUGGGUUUCCCAGUUAAGGUACUAUGAGUCACUUCGCGCUGUGAUUUCCUGCUCUAAUGAUCCAAAUACUGCUUUAGUUAUUGGCCAAACAAUCGGAAGCACAUACGUGGAGUCAGCUGUGCGAGAUCAACCGGGACAUGUUGGAGGACAGAAGAAAGUAUUUCAUGGCGCAGCAGGAAGAGAUAAUCAACCAAGACGACGUCAAGAUGCUGAUCAAACCGUCUUUAGAAUCUAUAAGGGAGUUAAGACGUUCGAUUUUUCACGAGAAAAGAAUGUCAUUGUUACUGGUGGAAUGGAUCGUCUUAUUCGCUUGUGGAAUCCAUAUGUUCCAAGCAAACCAACAGGAAUACUUCGCGGACAUACAGCUCCCAUUUGCUAUCUGUAUGUUUCAACUGAAGACAGUCGUAUUUUCAGUGUAUCUACGGACAAGACCGUUAAGGUGUGGGAUCUUAACGAUCAGAGUGUGUUGUACAGUGUUGGUGGAAAAGCUCAUAAAAUACGGGGAGAUUUAGCAGCUGUUCAUUAUAAUUUUUUCAAUAAGACAGUUGCUAUAGCAACUUCUGACCAUGUUGGAUUGCUAAUGCUGAAGAGUAGACUAACGUCAUCGGACUUGACCAUGACACACAAAGAACCCGUUUACUGUGCAAAAUUCAACAAAAGUUUUAAACAUGUUGUGACUGCCUCUGAGGGAUCGGUGAUUAAAGUAUGGGACAUUGGAACAGGCAACCAAGUGUUUGAAUUUAGUGAAGCUCAUGGAAGUAGCGGUGUCACGUGCUUAGCUUUUGAUUCAAGUGAAAGAAGAUUAAUUACCGGAGGGAGGGAUGGGCGGUUAAAAAUUUGGAAUUAUAACAAUGGCCAUUGUUUGCGGACAUUGGAAAAAGAUGAAGAUAUUGAUGAAGUAGCAUCAUUAACAUAUGUUGUAAUGAAUAGAAAUAGAUAUAUCAUAUCCGUAGGAUGGGACAGAACAAUAAACGUUUUUCUUGAUGACACAUCAGAUUUUCAUCAUGUUCAACGACCAUAUAUAAGAUGGGACGAUGACUUGACAAAUGGACAUCAAGAAGAUAUUUUAUCUGUAGUGUCGUGUCCUCCUAAUUUGCUAGCAACAUCCAGUUUUGAUGGCGAGGUUAUAGUUUGGAAUAUGGUUUCAGGGCAUAUAUUUUGCCAUAUCCGUUCUCCGUUUCAAAUGGAUAAACCUCAAGGUAGUGGAGCGAAUGCUGUCAGUUCAUUGGUGUUCCUAAGGUGCAGAGCUGGGAAUAAGUCGUCAGCAAUACUUGUUACCAGUGGACCUCAAGGAAUAGUUCACUUCUGGAAUGUUUACAAUGGAGGGUCACUUUACGGCACGAUAUCACCGACAAAUUUUGAAGUCACUGCGAUGGUUACCGAUAAAGCUAACACGAUAUUAGUCACGUCUGACCAUGGAGGAUUUGUGACUGUUUGGGACAUAGAAAAUUAUUGUUUGUAUGAAAAAUCUGACGAUUCUCCUAAACGAACACAAUCUUGGAGGGCCCAUGUCCAAGAAAUCACGAGUUUGGAUAUUUCAGAAGAGUACAAUGUUUUACUGACGUCAUCAGUGGAUUGCACGGUUCGAAUGUGGACGUUAAAUGGACAUUUUAUUGGAACGUUUGGUCAGCCUAAAAUGUGGGAUAUUCAUCAAGAAAUAUCAUAUCAACACCCCAUGGUACCCUAUGAUGUUCUUGUGGAUCCUAAAAGUAUUCCUAAACUUCCCAUAUUUGAAAGUGAUGAAGAGUCCAUCGAUAUCAUUGAGGAUAAUGAAGAUCUUGAUGGUGAACAUGAAAUGGAAACUGUAGGCAUUGGAAGAGAGGCGAACAUGCAGGGGCGAGGUUCUAUGAACAGUGAUUAUCCAGCUCAGAGUCCUGAUGAUCACGAAAUCGCUAAGGAAUUAAAAGAUAGAGUUUGGAAGAGUGGAAUGGGAAAAAGACUUCGUCACGAAAGAUUACGAAGAAAGCCUCAAGCUUCAGACGGUCCAAAUGCUUACCAAUCGCUUACCUGUUAUGACCUGGAAGUAACCCCUCCUAUCCCCCCACCACCCGAUACAUCCUUUAUUAACGAUCCUUUUGAUAUCAAAUUUUAAAUCAAAAUGUACCAGCAAAUAUGAAUCAAAAAGAGAUAACAAUUAGUAGUGUACAAAAAACAAUAGAUUAUUUAUUAUAAUUACACAGCCAGGGCAUUAAACAUCUUUUACACUAAGUCUCGCUUCCCCUAUAUUUUAGAUAUAUAACCCUUAUUUAUACAGCAGAUGGAUCUCAUCUGCAAGUAAUCUUACAAUGGGUUGAACUACAUACUUAUUGUACGUUUAUUUUGCAUUGCAAUGUUAGUCAUUUUGCUAUAGGCAAUGAUUAGUACGCACCAUGUUACUCUCCGCUGUUUGCGUGUUUUUUUUUUAUUUUGCUGGCGCUUUAGUUGAUGACGAUUAUUUAACUUUUAUCCUUAAUUCUCUCCGACUUUGAUCAAGGCAACAAAAAACCUAUAGAGUAGGGCUUUUGUUGCGUUGGUGAAAGAGUGUAAAAUAUGAAAUACCAAUAAAUGUCAACAAGAAAACAGCAAGUAAUUUCUGUUUGGUAACAAGCAAAAUAGUGAACCUACUGCACGGAAAAAAUUAUAAAAAAUAGGAAAAAACCCCACGAGUGUUAUGCAUUCUGUAGAAAUAUGGACAUAUGGUAACUUACCAUGCAUACAGUAAAACUGGUAACGUUAUUAAUUUAAUUGCUAUAAAUAUAAAAAUGUAUAUGUGUAUGUAUAUAAAAAAAUGUAAAUUAUAGAUACAUCGGCUAUUUAUUGUUCAAUAGUCCAGUUGUAAAAGUUCAUUGGAGGUUGGAGAGAUAAGGGACUAAAAAAACUUUAGA
Molecule: messenger RNA, 4053 nt
Organism: Dendronephthya gigantea
Lineage: Eukaryota; Metazoa; Cnidaria; Anthozoa; Malacalcyonacea; Nephtheidae
Product: WD repeat-containing protein 64-like
Exons: 37
Coding region: 57-3281 (1074 amino acids)
Molecular function (GO): protein binding; calcium ion binding
Source: RefSeq, a predicted model, not a curated record